UGGGACUAAAAUACCUUCCUAUCCAGCAAGUCUGAUGGUAUUGAACGGCAGGAACGUGGGUAUUUCGGUAAUAUGGGAUGCCAUUUCGCAACCUGCUCCACUACAAGUGCCAGAAAGUCUGGAAAUAGCCCUUCGCAACAGCCAACUAGUGGGAGACCCGUGAGCAAAAUAGUACUCGUUUGGACAAACAAAGGCUAGAUAAAAUUCCCUUGUCCCUUUGAUUCGUAUCUCUCUUUUGCAAUAGAGCCUUCAUGGUAGAAAGAUCAAGCUGUUCAAUUUCAAAAGUCCAAAAUAAAAUAAAAUUACUGCCACCUUUUUUAGCUGAAGUUGAGUCCCAAAGACAUGAAGAAUCAGCUCUCUUCCAAUGAUGAAGAUGAGUGCCAAUUGUCAAGACUGGGCUACUGUUGGUGGAGAUCGGCAGCAAAGUUCGAUGAAUGUGUCAGGCUUAAGCUUGACCUCCCUCACAUCGCAAGCCUUACACCAAGACUCAGAGUUCUUAAAGAGUUGGAGAGACUGGCUUUGAUUGCUCAUGAAGGACUCAAUGAGCUCAGAUACAAGCUACAAAUGUAUCGUUCAGGUGAUUUCUGGGUGCCCACAGGAGGUCUCAAGAAGGAAGAGAUGGACAUUCCACCAGUAAUUACUAUUCUCUUGGUGGGUUUCUCUGGCUCUGGCAAGAGCUCACUUCUGAACCUUAUGUACAGUGUUUUUGGUCGGUCUGGACUCAUACCUUUUGCUCGAACUUCAUCUGGCGGUGCUACCAAAUACACCACCAUGUACAUGGAAGAGCACAAUGUAAUGAGAUCAAUGCAAGGUGGGUUUUGUGUGUACGAUUCUAGGGGGUUUAAUUAUGGUAAAAUUGGUGAUGCUCUUGAGGAAUUGUCAAGUUGGAUGAGUGAUGGGAUUCACCAUAACCAGCUGUGCCUGAGAUCAGGUGAUGAUGUAUUGCUGGAAGCCGACACAGAAACUAUUGGUUUGAGGUCAUCUUCAAAGUUCGUACAAAGGACAGUAAAUAUUCCAAUGGUGGUGGUUAACAUAGCAGAGGUCCAUAAAGCCUCAAAAGCUAGUGAUUCGAAGCCAUUAGAAGCCACAAGAGAACUCUUCCACUCCCCUGCUUUGAGAAAAUGCAACGAGAAUCCUAUCUUGAUCCUGACACAUGGUGACUUGUUGACAACCGAAGAGAGGAUCGACAUCAGGCUCAGAUUAUGCGAGCGUCUAGGAAUAUCAGAGACGAAUGGAGUGUAUGACAUUGUUUGCCUCACAGAAUAUGGAUUUCUCGCGGAAGAAUCUGAUCCUGUUUCAGCGUAUGCCUUAGCUGAAGCUGUAUACCGGGCAUUGCUCAUCUCAGACAGGGGGCAUUUUCCAAAGAAAAACCUCCAGGACUGGGCAGUGUUCGUAUUGUCAUGGUUAAUGUUCUUCAUGGGUGCUCUCUUCUCCUUCCUUGCUGAUCUUUGCUCAAAACUUGGACAAAGGGAUAGGUUGAAGCACUGAAAGCAAGAAGCGUCUAAUUUGCUCGAUCUGUUGUGUAUCACUAACUGGUACAGAUUUUAUUUUAUUUUAUUUUGCAC
Molecule: messenger RNA, 1565 nt
Organism: Populus euphratica (Euphrates poplar)
Lineage: Eukaryota; Viridiplantae; Streptophyta; Magnoliopsida; Malpighiales; Salicaceae
Exons: 3
Coding region: 343-1488 (381 amino acids)
Source: RefSeq, a predicted model, not a curated record